This is a messenger RNA of Komagataella phaffii GS115, 606 nucleotides long. Its product is annotated as Protein that binds tRNA and methionyl-and glutamyl-tRNA synthetases (Mes1p and Gus1p). Gene Ontology annotation, cellular component: methionyl glutamyl tRNA synthetase complex. Gene Ontology annotation, molecular function: tRNA binding. Bases 1 to 606 code for a protein of 201 amino acids. NCBI's taxonomy places the organism in Eukaryota, Fungi, Ascomycota, Pichiomycetes, Pichiales, Pichiaceae. The record is from RefSeq and is a predicted model, not a curated record. The transcript has a single exon.
AUGUCCUUCCGUUACUUGAAACGGCAUUUCUCUACAGCUACAAACGCAAUUGCUCUCCUUAGCAGACCUGAAUUCAAAAUAGGUCGAAUUGUGGACGUCGUGAAACAUCCAAAUGCAGACAAACUUUAUGUCUCGUCGAUUUCUGUGGGAAACAAUUAUGCCUCGGGUACAUCCAACACCCUAACCGUUUGCAGCGGCUUGGUGGACUACUUUUCAGUUCCCGAAUUGCUUCAGCGACGGGUCGUUGUGGUCACAAACCUCAAGCCAUCGAAGAUGAGAGGUGUAACAUCGGAGGCAAUGCUUUUGGCAGGGGAAAAGUCGGGGAAAGUGGAAUUGGUCGAGCCGCCAAUGUCCGGGAGAGAGGGCGAAUCACUCCACUUCGAAGGUGUAGAAAUUACAUCAGAGGAGAGCGCCAAUCAAUUGCAUUUGCCUGCUAAGCGAUUGAAGAAGUCAGAGUGGAGUCAACUGGCGGAAGGUCUACAGACAAAUGACCAGCGUGAAGUGGUCUUCCACAGCCAAAUUGGCUCCAAACGAAUUUACGCUUUAGUAGGAGCGAGUACUGAAAAAUGCACGUUAGCGACUCUUGCGCAGGCCGUCGUACGAUAA